This is a messenger RNA of Corythoichthys intestinalis (scribbled pipefish), 2178 nucleotides long. RefSeq names its product NADH:ubiquinone oxidoreductase complex assembly factor 1 (gene ndufaf1). NCBI's taxonomy places the organism in Eukaryota, Metazoa, Chordata, Actinopteri, Syngnathiformes, Syngnathidae. The record is from RefSeq and is a predicted model, not a curated record. Gene Ontology annotation, biological process: mitochondrial electron transport, NADH to ubiquinone; mitochondrial respiratory chain complex I assembly. The transcript is spliced from 5 exons. Bases 266 to 1159 code for a protein of 297 amino acids. Gene Ontology annotation, cellular component: mitochondrion.
AUGCAUCCUUACGGACAUAAAUAAUGGUGCUCUAAUGUCGUCCACAUUACCUUCGGUUGAAGUUACCAAAACCUUUCCUGUAAAUUCACAAGUUUAGUUCAUUAAAUUGAAGUUUACUUUAACUAUACCCCACAUUUUCGGAUGUAUUGUGUCGUAAUGCACAUUUUCAAAGAUAAAUGUUCUAAAUCAUUCAAGGACAACCUGACCCACACGACCUGCGUCAUGUGACUGCAUCCGAACGGUAACUAUCCUCGUCACUACCACAAUGUCGAGUAUCCUUCAUCUUCCUUCCAUGAGGUUGCUGGGAUGCCUCCAGCUCCAGCCGCACCUUUUCCGUCAUGUGGUCAAUCGAAGCGUGACCCAGGGUGAAUACAGACGACCCGGCAAGCCCCGAGAAGAUAAGUUUCCAUGGGAGAAGAUCAACUUCAGCUUCUCCAAAGGACUGGAUGGCAUCCGGAAACACAUGACAUUGCUGAAAACUGAGUUCUUUCAGCGCUGGGUGGGGCCCCAAGGGAAGCCCAUCAUGGAACACAUGCUGGAGCAGAACCAGGUGGUGUGGGAGUUCCGGGGGGCCGAGAGCCUGGAGGAGUGGAUUGUGUCAUCGGAUCGUGAGAUUGGAGGCCAAAGUGAGGCUUACUUGAAGCUCGGGAGGAACAACAACACUUGUUUUCUCUAUGGGACACUUAGAUUGGCGCCUCCUAAGGAUGGUGAAACACGCUACAGCGGCUACUGUAGCAUGCGUUCCAGGCAGCUGUUGGCGUCAUUUGAUCGAAAGAAGCACUACGACUGGUCCAGCUUCAACACGCUGCACCUGCGCGUACGCGGCGACGGCCGGCCGUGGAUGAUUAACCUCGCAGCGGAGACUUACUUCUCCCACCAGAAAGAUGACAUUUACAACUAUUUUCUGUACACCCGAGGCGGGCCCUACUGGCAGGAUGUCAAGAUUCCCUUUUCAAAGUUUUUCCUCACACAUCGUGGAAGAAUUCAGGAUGAUCAGCAUCCUCUUUGGCUGGAUAAGAUCAAUACCAUCGGAUUUACCCUGGGGGAUAAAGCGGUUGGUCCCUUUCAGCUGGAGAUCGAUUACAUUGGCGUCUGCAAAGACUAUGCGCACACCGAGGAGUUUGCUUACGAACUCCAUAAAAGGAAUCCAGAAGUUUGACAUCACAUUUAUGUACACCACGGAGACAAAGCACUUAAAGUGCAGAUGCCAACUGCACUAGUGUUUAUGGGAAUGUGUACAAUUGUAAAUGUUUUGGAAUAUUUUUACGUGAGAGGCUUACCUUUAAAUUUCUGUAUUUUUUUUUCUUUUUCAGCUGCACAGUCACAGAUAAUGUACCGUAUUGGCCCGAAUAUAAGACGGUGUUUUUUGCAUCGAAAUAACAGAAAAAGAGGCGGUCGUUUUAUAUUCGCGGUCUAGACAUUAUACCCAUUCAUGACGCUAGAUGGCACCAGAUAUGUCAUGACAGAUCUAAGCUACUCUCCCCAUUCACGACACUAGAUCGCGCCAGAUAUCAUUGAAGCGAUGUUUCGUCAUGACCGAUCUCAGCUACUCUUUUUAGUUUAACCAGUUUGCAUUAUUUUAUUGCAAUGUUUUUCCUUAUUCAGAUUUGUUUCAAGACUACAGUUACAGUUAGACUUCACUUUGAUGGUUAAUGCAGUAAUUGCAAUUUUGCUGUUUUAUCACAAUAGAUUGGUUUAUUUACAUUUCAAAAACCAGAAGCCAUUCAUUUACAAAUGUGAUUGCACUUUAGUUUACAUAUUUAAAUGUUCAGAUAUUAAGAUUUGAAUGGGGCAAAAUAACAUGCUUUUUCUCUCAAAUAUAUUUUUAUAAUCAUUUGUUUCGGACGUACUGUAAUUUUUUUCUGUAUAAAAAUUAAUUUGGUGUUCAAAAAGUCUUUUUUCUUUUUCCAAACUUGAGUCUUGAAAAAGAGGGGUCAGCUUAUAAUCAGGGCCGUCUUAUAUUCGGGCAAAUACGGUAAAUCUGAGUGUUCUUAAAGGCCCCCAUGAUAAAGCUUCGUGAAACAUGAACGCUUUCCAGAAAUUCUUGUUUCACAUAGAGAUAUAAGAAUUUUAGCAACUAUGCUAACGCCGGCAUAUUUAUAUUGUUUUUUUACCGAUGUUUUGAGCAAUGUGCAUUGUCCUAAUCAAAUAAAUGAAUAAGCCUGACGGCCAAGUUUA